ACAAAUCAUCAAGAAAACAUCAUUCUUUGUUCUACUUAACUAGAUUGCCAUCUUGCAGUACUAAAAAAAAAUAAAACAAGAUGAACAAACAACUUAUCAUUUACUUCUCAUUCUUACUUCUAUGUUUCCACUACUCUAAUGGAGCAACUUUACCUCACUCUCCAGCCCAAGCUCCAUCCAAACAUGUAGCCAUAGCCCCGGCUACGGCUAAGACGAUAACCCCAACCAAAGCGCCAACAUCUUUGCCAGUGUCGGCGGUGGAGCCACCGUCUCAAGUGCCACUUGUCCCGGCACCACCCCACAAAGCCCUUCACACACCAACAGACGUCACCAAAAUCCUCGAAAAAGCCGGUAUCUUCAGUGUCUUCAUCCGCCUCCUUAAGAGUACCUCCGUAAGCAUUCAGAUUGAGAAUCAACUCAAUGUAUCCAACACAUUGACCAUUUUUGCCCCAACAAACGGGGCGUUUGGUGCUCUAAAGCCUGGCACUCUCAACACACUUUCCAACGAAGAUAAAGUCCAACUUGUCCAAUACCACAUUCUUCCUUCUUUAGUUUCACUCCAAAACUUUGAGACUCUCAGUAACCCUGUACGGACACAAGCUAGCAAUACCAAUGACUUUCCUCUAAAUGUUACUGUUGAAGGAAGCUCUGUUAACAUAACCACUGGAAUUGUUAACGCCACUAUUUCUGGUACUGUUUAUGAGGAUAAUCAGCUUGCUAUUUACAAGGUCGAUAAGGUGUUGCUUCCUCUUGGAAUAUUCGGUCUUAAACCGAAGACGAAGCAGCACUUGGCGCCUUCUCCCACACCAUUGAAGCCUUCUAAAGAUACUAAUUCGUCUUCUUCGUCGUCGUCUUUCUCCUCUUCAGAAGAAUCCAUUAGCCCAGACGCGGCAGAAGGGGACAAGUCGAACGGUGUUUUCUUGAGUAAAAAUGCUAUUAUAAACAUGGGAGUCUUUAUGGUUUCUGCAAUCUCUAUGUUUGGUCAAUUUUAGUUUUUAGUUGUGUUGGAGACUUUAUACUGUGUGUUGUGUUAAAUUGGAAGCGGUCAGUGUUUGGCCAUGGAAUUUUGAUUUACUGUUAUUGUUUGUUGGUUUUGUCAUGAGAUUUCCAUUUUAAUUUUGUGCAUAUAUUGUUUGAAUUGAAUUUUAAUGCAAUGAUUUUAUUUGUU
Messenger RNA from Cannabis sativa, 1168 nucleotides. RefSeq names its product fasciclin-like arabinogalactan protein 12. Bases 81 to 992 code for a protein of 303 amino acids. The transcript has a single exon. The record is from RefSeq and is a predicted model, not a curated record. Lineage: Eukaryota; Viridiplantae; Streptophyta; Magnoliopsida; Rosales; Cannabaceae.